UUUAGAUUGGAGAGUUAUUCACUUAUCAAGCUUUUGGUGCAUUAUAUAGUGGUUUUUUUCUUGUCAGCAAGGUGCAAAAGAAUCAUGACAGACUUCCCUCCAAACCCAGAAGAUGGAGAGCUUUGGUUACCUUCUGAUGUCUUUCAUGAAAUUGCUUAUUCAAAUAUGACCUUAGCUACUUCUACUCCUACUAACAACAACAACAAAAACAAUGGAGGUGCAGGUAAUAUUAAUCAUCAUGCUCCACAUUUUCUGGUUCAUCAGCCAAACAUUGCUAGUCCUGCUCCAACUUCUUUGCCAUAUCCACCUCCUUACUUCCACCAGGUGUUCCCAAGUGGUGAUCCAAAUGGGAUUGGUUCCAUUGGAAAUGGAGUUCCAAUUUUCAAUAACCAUUACGACUCCUAUGCAUCUUGGAACGGUGUCUUUCAACUUUUUCCUGGUUCUAUUCACUAUUUCCAUCCCUUUGCACCGACACAAUUUCAGGGUUUUGUGGAAUGCCCUAAUUGGCCAUUACAAGAGAUCACUAGUGCAAAAUGUGAAGGGACUGGAGUUUUUCUUCCUCGCUCAACAGAGCAUCAUCAUAAACCACAAAAACAAGUAGUGGUUCAGAAAUCUGAUCAUAACCAAAUUGUUGUGAAUCAUCAAGAACUUGAAGAAUCUAGUGGAGGAGAAGGAACUGGGGUUUUUCUUAAUCAACAAGUUCAUGUUAUUACUGCUCCGAAAAAGAAAAAGAGUAAGUUACAAAUUAAGCUAGCUUAGCUCUAGCUUUUGAUGAGUUGUAAAAAUUUUAACUUAUAUUUUCUUAAUUGUUAAUAAAAAAGAAGAAAACGUGAUCCUUCUUUCUUUUUCUUACUUUCCAAA
Molecule: messenger RNA, 861 nt
Organism: Ziziphus jujuba (common jujube)
Lineage: Eukaryota; Viridiplantae; Streptophyta; Magnoliopsida; Rosales; Rhamnaceae
Exons: 3
Coding region: 85-759 (224 amino acids)
Source: RefSeq, a predicted model, not a curated record